AUGGCGGCCGUACAAGAACGCUCGCAACAGCGCUCGGCAUCUGGCCCCUCCCAGACCCAGACGGAGACACAGAGCCGGACGGGCACGCACGCGAUCCUCCGUCUAAGAGGCGCGCAUGCGCCAUCGCGGCAGUCGGUACGCUGGGCCGAGGACGUGGUGGACAACGAGGGUCUUGGUCGCAAGAGCUCAAAAGUCUGCUGCAUCUACCACCGCCCAAAGGGAGUUGACGAAUCGAGCGACGAGUCCUCGUCUGACUCAUCCUCCGACUCGUCAGACUCGGAAGCAGACGACGGCGGGAAACGGAGAAUCCCCUCGGGCGACCACAAGGGCAAGGGGAAGGGCGGGAAGCGGAGCCACGACCACGAUUGCGGCGACCAUGAUCACGACGGCCACAGGCACGGCAGGAAGGACAGCCGCGGCGGUAAGGAGAAGAAGACGAGGCGGCCUAGCCCGAACGCGUACGAGAGAGUGCCGAAGCCGUUCAAACCCAAGGAUGAGGCGGGCGAAGGCAGCAAGGGCCCCGAUACCAAAGCUUGA
This is a messenger RNA of Colletotrichum higginsianum IMI 349063, 537 nucleotides long. Its product is annotated as Type 1 phosphatase regulator ypi-1. Gene Ontology annotation, cellular component: nucleus. Bases 1 to 537 code for a protein of 178 amino acids. The record is from RefSeq and is a predicted model, not a curated record. Lineage: Eukaryota; Fungi; Ascomycota; Sordariomycetes; Glomerellales; Glomerellaceae. The transcript has 2 exons. Gene Ontology annotation, molecular function: protein serine/threonine phosphatase inhibitor activity; protein phosphatase 1 binding.